Molecule: messenger RNA, 4903 nt
Organism: Leptonychotes weddellii (Weddell seal)
Lineage: Eukaryota; Metazoa; Chordata; Mammalia; Carnivora; Phocidae
Source: RefSeq, a predicted model, not a curated record
UUUAACAACAGAUAAAGGAUGGACUUGUAGCUACUGCUGUGGGAUUCUAAGUCCAGGUGAUCAUUUCAAACCAAACAACAACGACAGUUGGAAACACUCACAUGAUAUCGGUAGUUCCAUGAUGGACUCAAAUCAAUAUUUGAAAAAGACAGCAGAAGCAAUACCUCCAAAGGAAAGGGAAACUAGAUGCUGCAAUAGAUUCAAGAUGUUCUUAGUAGCCCUGUCAUUGAGCUUUAUGUGUAAGGGACUAGGUGGAGUCAUCAUGAAAAGUUCCAUCACUCAAAUAGAAAGGAGAUUUGACAUAUCAUCUUCGAUUUCUGGCUUAAUUGAUGGAGGCUUUGAAAUUGGAAAUUUGUUUGUGAUUGUAUUUGUGAGUUACUUUGGAUCCAAACUACACAGACCAAAGAUAAUUGGAAUUGGUUGCUUCAUUAUGGGAACUGGAAGUAUUUUGACUGCUUUACCACAUUUCUUUAUGGGAUAUUACAGGUACUCUAAAGAAACUCUUACUGAUCCGUCAGAAAAUUUAACAUCAAGCUUAUCAACCUGUUCACUUGAUCAGAAUUUGUUACUCAAUAGAACAUCACCUGAAGUAGUAGAAAAAGGUUGUGAAAAGGAAUCUGGGUCAUAUAUAUGGAUAUAUGUACUCCUGGGUAAUAUGCUCCGUGGAAUUGGGGAAACCCCCAUAGUACCCUUGGGGAUUUCUUACAUUGAUGAUUUUGCUGAAGAAGGACAUUCUUCUUUUUAUUUAGGUACUUUGCAUGCACUAUCAAUGAUUGGUCCAAUCAUUGGCUUUAUACAGGCAUCUCUGUUUGCUAAAAUAUACGUGGAUAUUGGAUAUGAAGAUCUCAGCAAUAUCAGAAUAACUCCUAAGGACUCUCGCUGGGUUGGUGCUUGGUGGCUUGGUUUCCUUGUGGCUGGAAUGUUAUCUAUUAUGUCUUCCAUACCGUUCUUUUUCCUGCCCAAAAAUCUGGAUAAAUCACAGAAUGAAACAUCUUUGGAUUUGCUCAAAACAAAUGAGGAAAGGACUCACAUGGCUGACGUGACCAACCAUGGGCAAAAUGUUAGUGAAAAUAUUAGUGGUUUUUUCCAGUCCUUGAAAUGCAUCCUUACCAAUCCCCUAUAUGUUAUAUUACAGUGUUUGUCAUUAAUGCUAGCCAGUAGCCAUAUUGGUGUUAUUACUUAUGUCUCCAAAUACAUAGAGCAACAGUAUGGUUACUCAACAUCUGAGGCUAACAUUUUGCUUGGAAGCUUAACCUUACCAACUGUUGCAACUGGAAUAUUUAUAGGAGGAUAUAUCGUUAAAAAAUUCAAACUUACCUUGCUUGGAAUGGCCAAAUUAUCAUUUUAUACCAAUGUAUUGGCCUUCAUAUUUCAACUAUUAAAUUUUGCAUUAAUUUGUGAAAACAGAUCAGUUGCUGGCCUAACUUUGACCUAUGAUGGAAAUAAUCCAGUGGCAUCUCAUAUAAACGUACCACUUUCUUAUUGCAACUCAGACUGCAAUUGUGAUCAAAAUCACUGGGAACCAGUCUGUGGAGACAAUGGAAUAACUUACAUGUCACCUUGUCUAGCAGGAUGCAAAUCUUCAAAUGGCAAUAAAAAGUCUAUGGUGUUUUAUAACUGUAGUUGUGUGGAAGUAACUGGUGUCCAGAACAAAAAUAAUUCGGUGACUUUGGGUGAUUGCCCAAGAGAUAGUCAAUGUACAAAAAAAUUUUAUAUUUAUUCAGUGGUGCAAGUCUUGAAUUAUUUUUUCUCUUCAUUGGGAAGCACCCCAACUGUCUUGCUGGUUUUUAAAACUGUUCAACCUGAACUGAAAUCCCUUGCGGUGGGUUUCCAUUCACUAACUAUACGAGCAUUAGGAGGAAUUCCAGCUCCUAUAUAUUUUGGGGCUCUGAUUGAUAGAGCUUGUAUGAAAUGGUCAACCAGCAGCUGUGGGAAACAAGGGUCUUGCAGGAUAUAUGAUUCCAUAUUAUAUGGAAAUACCUUCACGGGCUUGACUGAGAGCUUAAGAUUUUCAGCACUUAUUUUAUUUGUUGUAUUAAUUUCCACUAUGAAGAAAAUAUAUCAAGGAAAAGAUACCAAGGCAUCAGAAAAUGGAAGAAAAGAUACAAAUGAAGCAAACUUAGAAUCCUUAAAUAAUGAUGGAUAUUUUGUACCUUCUGCCAAAACAGACAAUGAAACACAUAUGUAAGGGGAGAAAAAAAAAUUAGGUUGUUGUGUUGUAAACCAACAUUGUAUUAAUUUAGUAAGAUGGUAUUUUGAGCAGUUCCUGGUCUUUCACUAACAGUUCUCCCACACUUAUGAUGGUACAGUAAAUCACCUAUGAAUUUAUAAUAAUGAAAUAGACUAUAAAUGAAAUGACAGUAUACAUUGCUUAGGGUAUGGCUAUGCAUUUGAGGUGAAGAUUAAGACACAUGAUCCAUACACAUUUAAAGUGAGAACUAUGGUCAGUAUAUAAUAAAAGAAAAAAUAUUUGCUCAAGUAAUUAUAACUCAAUAAAACCACUGACUAGAAAAUAGAGGGGGAAUGGGAGGAGAGAAAUUAAUAAACUAAAUAAGGAGAGAAGCCUAAUACCUUUUUUAAGCCAGUUUGGCCCAUGUUACUCAAACAUGAAGUUAGUAUGAUAGAACCUUAAUACUAUGAUGACAUUUGUCAUUCAUGUAUUAAGUCAUGUCUUUCACAGACCUUAUUAAUUUAUAAUUUGAAAUUGCAUUCAACUAGAGGCCCAUGAUGCAUCUUCUUCCAACCUUCCAUUAAAAUACUGUUGGAGAAAUAGAGAUAAUUCAGAAUUUGCAAGCUAUGAUUGUCAAACAACAUAUUACGGAAUGUGUUAAGUUUCUUUCAGGACCAUGGAAGUGGAUUAAGAAAACUGACAUUAACUUGAGAAAGCAAAGCCCAUUUAAAAGAUGUCUGCUCCCUGGAAGACAUGGUGUCUGUACGAGAUAAUUUACCAGCUGUUUCUCAAUUGCAUAUUUGUGUGUGUGUAUGUGUUGUUUUUGGUGCACCAAGAGACAGCUUUCACAUCCCCACAAAUAGGACAAGAGGAGAGUGGAUGAGAACAAAUAUUUGAAUAUUGUAUUUGUUAGAUAACAACUCAGCUUUAUACUGAAUGCUAAAACUUGUAGUUUUUAUACUCAUUAGGUUAAAAGACACUUUCUGGCAUUAGAAUAACCUGUGAAACUUUUUGUUUUAAAAGAAACCAGUUGUGCACCCAACCCAGAGAUUCUGAUUCAAAACAUUUGUCAUGCAGCCUGGACAUCUCCUUAAAAAAAAAAAAAAAAUCUGUAUAGUGCCCCUGAUAAAGAGAUACAGAAAAGAAAGCCACAAGAUAGGAGAAGAUAUUAUUGAGUAUAGCAAAGUCACAAAAUAUGAAUGCUUGCUAGAAUCUGAGAAUUAGCUUAGAUGUUACAUAUAUUAAACUAUUCUCAAGCUGUAGCCCUGAGAAAGGAUUCAUUACUCCGCAAGCAGAGAUUUGGAAAAACCACCAACAUGCUAGGUUACUAUGUUACAAGUCUGAUGAGCUCUUAUCUCAGAAAAUAGAGAAAAAUUUGAAGCUGUUUUUUAAAACAUUGCAAAAAAAAAAAGGCAACAUCUUGAAUAUUUAUCUAUUCAACAAUUAUUGAGUAUCAAAUAUCUUUCAGGCAAAAUGAAAUAUAGUAAAGAAAACAAAGGAUGUUAUCUCAUGGAGCUUACACUUUAAAGGAAAGAACAUUAAAUUAAAUAAUUAAAUGUUAUAAAAUGAUACAAAUUAAAAGAAUAAAUUUAUAUUUUUAAAUGUGAUAUGUAUGGUGAAGGAAAAGAACAUUAAAACAUAUGCCUCAGAUUAUUUGAUCUACUUCAGAAUCCAAGAAUCCAGAACAAAUAUUAAUCCUUAAUUCAAUGGCAUUUAUUAAACAGGUAUACAAAUCCUAGGGGGAAACAAAAGGGGGGUGGGUGUUCAACAGACAUAUGAGUAAGAUAAAGAAAGUUUUCAAGGAUGCAAAACAAUACAAGAGUGUAAUUAAAACACACAUUGGAUAAGGUUAAAAGAAGACAAUGGCCAAAAAAACAAAUCAAUGAUAAAGAGGUUACAUUUGGAAAUCUGAAAAUGUGGAGGAAGAAGAUAAAGAAACAAAUUAUGAAAUAGGUAGACAAUUUAGAGGACAAACUAAAGCACCAAACUAGGAAAUCUGAUAUUUUUGAAGAGGAAAUCAGAUUUAGAAAAGAAGCAGUAAAGAUUUAGUUGCAGAAUGCCUUCCUGCUAUGAAGAAAGACUUGAGUAUACAGCCUGAAGACUAUUUGCACCAUGUCUUCAUAUUCCCAUCCAUUUUCAUGCAGUGGGCCUUUGACUAUGAUGUUUCUUCCUCCUGAAAUGCUCUUUUUUCCACUGAAUUAACUGCUUCUCAGCAUUCAGAUAUAGGCUCAAUCACCAUUCCUUCAAUGUCUCUGAUUUCUUCACUGCUUAAAAAUCCUCCAGUUAUAUUUGAAGCAACAUAGCACUUAGCAAAAUAGUAAUUCUAUAUUUAUUUGUGAUUAUUUGUUAACUAUUGGUCUUGCCCACCAGUCAUAAGCUCUAGGAAGGUAGAAACAACACAUUUUACCUAUUUUAUUCCCUGAAUUCAGCUUGGUGGCUGACACAGAGCAGAUGCUUUAUCAAUUAUUUUGAAUGAAUGAAUGAAAGAAUGAAUAAGUGAACUCCAAAAAUUCCAGUCAUAAAAUUAUGAAUGUUAUAAAUAAGAACUGAAAACAACAUGCAUGCAAACAUUUUAAGGCUGCAUUAAGGUAAUUGGAUAGACAGUGAGGGCUUCAGAUGUUUUGAAGAUUGUCUUCACUAUUUUAAAAUGAAAAAACACAUUUUAAAAUGUUAAAAAGUGUCUUUUGACUGCCAUCUAUGUGCUAAGCACAGGAAAUAAAAGCAUUUAUGAAA